AUGUUCCUGCGUCCGCACGCGGACUACCUAGCCCGACUGUACACUGACCCAGGUCCACCGGUACCCCUCGUCGACCGCCUAUUGGCCGAUCUCAAGGUCGCAUCCUUGGUCUGUAUGAACAAGGCCUCCGGGCGGGUCCUCUUUGGAAGAGGCAACGAAGAAGAGAAGAAAGUGGAGGCAUCAGAUGCGACCACAGAGGCGGAGGAGGCAGUGCCACCAGAAGGGAACUCUGUUGACGCAGAUGAGGACUCGCCGGCCCUGAAACAGCCCAACAAGAAAACGGCACGCUGGCUCGCUGAAAUGGCCGACGACCACCGGUUUGUCAUGGUUCGCAUCGGUCGACCUGCCGACUGGGACGGUCAGGUACCAACGAUUUUUUUACCUUCCCAAAGAGACAAAAGAGAAGGGAGAAUGAAAUACUCCUUUCUGGCUUACUGGCCGUAGGUUGCCAGUCAUAUUCAAUCCCUAUAUCUGGAUAACCUGGGAUUCGAACCCAUAGCCGUCGGGCGUUAAACGGUCCAACAUUGUACCAUUGGGCCACGGACCUGUUGCCCUGUCGGUUGUGAUCGAGAAUAUUAGCUGUCGGAGGGGGGGCAGUCGACAAUCAGGUUACGAGACGUGCUCAUCCCGUUGCGCCACGGGGCUCAAUCUAGGGCUUCCGCAGGCAGUCCUGUGGCAACUGGUAGUAGUGGUAAUGGUAGUAGUAGUGGUAGUAGUAGUAGUAGUAGUAGUAGUAGAAGUAGUAGUAGUAGUCGUAGUAGUAGUAAGAGUAGCAGUAGAAGCAGCAGUAGUAGUAGUAGUAGUAGUAGAAGUAGUAGUAGCAGUAGUAGCAGUAGUAGUAGUGGUAGUAGUAGCAGUAGUAGUAGUAGUAGUAGUAGUAGUAGUAGUAGUAGUAGUAGUAGUAGUAGUAGUAGUAGUAGUAGUAGUAGUAGUAGUAGUAGUAGUAGUAGUAGUAGUAGUAGUAGUAGUAGUAGUAGUAGUAGUAGUAGUAGUAGUAGUAGUAGUAGUAGUAGUGUCACCUGUGCCUUGGGCAGAUGUAUUUCGCCUGGACAGAUAGAUAACUGUCACGGGCACACGAUUCUAUCGAGUUAGUCUGAAAACUGACCUUUGUGCUUUCUGCCUUUUCAGAAGGAGACUAAACGCCUACAGAAAUUCGCAAAAACUCUCUACAUGCAGGCGCCCGCCAGUUCUCUCAUAAUCCUCCUCUGCACCCGAUCCCAUGAGAAGCUACCUAACUCCAACAACCAUAGGCCUCCUCCGAACGCCACCACUAGUCAGGCCUUUUUGGCCCUUACAAACCCGUCACGCUUUGCCGAACGUGUCUCCGACAGCGCCAGUUAG
Messenger RNA from Spirometra erinaceieuropaei, 1341 nucleotides. NCBI's taxonomy places the organism in Eukaryota, Metazoa, Platyhelminthes, Cestoda, Diphyllobothriidea, Diphyllobothriidae. The record is from the annotation of a GenBank genome assembly.